AUGUAUUGCCAAAAAUGCCGAACACCGCUCAAACUCGACAGCUCUCUGGAGGACCUCAACCCGGCGGCAAAACGACAGCAGAUACGGCCCGCCAACGCCCCCGAUGCCGACCGACGAGCCCUCUACGACCACGUCUCGAAACAUGCUGGACCCUCGUCGUUUAAGCGGUAUAGCGGCGGUGGAAGCGGAGGCAGCGCCGAAAGCAGCGGAGGAUCGAUGCGCGACAGCUCGGCCAUGUCGUUCGUGCUUCUGUCGGACUCGACGAUUGCGGGCGGCCCAAGCCACGGCGGCAGUGCGGGGCCGGGCGCAGGCUUCGGCGGGACUGCCCCGGCGCGGUAUGGCAGCGGCGCAUCCGACGAGGACAAGAACAAGAAUUUUGGGACGGGGGAUGUUGCCGGCGCAGACGAUGACGAUGCAUCCAAGGCGCAGGGCAUGGAGCGCAUCACCAAGCUGUUUGAGAUCAUGUCGGCACGGUCCGACGUGGACCACCCGGUCUGUGUCGAAUGCACGGAGCUGCUUGUCGAGGGGCUGCAGCAGCGACUGGAUGCCGCCUCACGGGAGCGCGACGCCUAUGUGUCCUUUUUAAAGACGCAGCAGACGGACGUGCCGACGGCGGACGAGCUGCAGGCGCAGGCCGCGGCGCUGGCCAAGGCCCGGCAGCAAGAGGCCGACGCCAUGGCGGAGCUGCUGCAGCUGGAGGCGGAAAAGGGCCAGCUGGACGAGGAGAUCCGCGCGCUCGAGCGCGAGGCGCAGGCGCUGGACCGCGACGAAGAGCAGUUUUGGCGCGAGCGCAACGCGUUUGCCUCGAAGCUGACCGACUUCCAAAACGAGCGCGACAGCAUCAACGCCAAGUACGACCACGACGCGCGGCUGCUGGAGAGGCUGCAGCGGUCCAACGUGUACAACGACACCUUUUGCAUCAGCCACGACGGCACGUUUGCGACCAUCAACGGCCUGCGGCUGGGCCGCUUGUCGUCGCGGCCGGUCGACUGGCCCGAGAUCAACGCCGCAUGGGGCCACGCGCUGCUGCUGCUCGUCACCGUCGCCGACAAGCUCAAUUUCCGCUUCGAAAACUACGAGCCGCUGCCGAUGGGAUCGACGUCGCGGAUUGUGCGCUACGAGCCGCUGCCGUCACCCGCAUCGAGCCGGCUGGGCGGAGGUGACGCCCGCGGGGGGAGUGGGAGUGGGAGUGGCGGUGGCGGCGCGAGUGGCGGGAGUGGAGGCGGCUUUGGGGCGGCCAGCAUCCUGUCGCAGCGGCUGAGCGCACCUCCGCAAGCGCCCAAGAAGCACGUCCUGGAGCUCUACUCAUCCGGCGACAUGCCUCUCGGCCUGACGUUUAUGCACCGGCGCUUCGACAACGCCAUGGUGGCGUUUCUGGAGCUGGUCCGGCAGCUGGGCGUGUUUGUGCACCAGCAGACGUCUGCAGCCGGCGCCGGCGAGCGCCAACAUCCGCUGAGCCUGCCGUAUCGCAUCGAGGGCGACAGGAUUGGCGACGUGAGCAUCAAGCUGGGCAUUGCACAGGACGACGGCUGGACGAAGGCGUGCAAGCUGACGCUGACGUGCUGCAAGUUCUUGCUGGCGCAUGCGAGCAACGUGAACUCGUCGGGGAGAGGCUAA
Molecule: messenger RNA, 1617 nt
Organism: Sporothrix brasiliensis 5110
Lineage: Eukaryota; Fungi; Ascomycota; Sordariomycetes; Ophiostomatales; Ophiostomataceae
Product: beclin 1
Exons: 2
Coding region: 1-1617 (538 amino acids)
Biological process (GO): autophagosome assembly; late endosome to vacuole transport; cellular response to nitrogen starvation
Cellular component (GO): phosphatidylinositol 3-kinase complex, class III, type II; phosphatidylinositol 3-kinase complex, class III, type I; phagophore assembly site
Source: RefSeq, a predicted model, not a curated record